AUGGACUCUACGCUUUUGUGCUCUUCAUUAGAGCUAAAAAUUUGUUCCAUUUUUAAGCUUACAGUGAGUACCAAUCUUUAUGCUAAGCAAACCAACAGCGAAUCAGAUAGAGAGCGAACACCAACGCAUGGCACAUCGACAACAGAUAAUCAAAAUAAUAUACCAAAUUUUCAGAGCGCUCAUACAGUGGCGGGCAAAAGUCCAGCGGAGCAGGAGCGUACAAGCGAGCCAACGCUACUCGAGCACAUUAAACAAGAACCCGAUGCAGAGGCUGAACUCGAGCCGCAAAAGCUAAAAUGCGAUCUUUCGAGAUCCUCCCAAGCUGUUACAUUAGCGAACACACCAACGCCGACUCUAACGCCAUCACCGCUGCCUCCAACACCUACGCUACCUGUUGCAGCGGGUGCGACAGGUUGCGCCCCACCACCAACUGCAACGCCCAGCAAUCCACUGGAGCUUCAGAAUGCGCCACCUCCAACGCAUUCACCAUUUGAACUCUCUGGUCAUCCACAUCUGGCAUUGCCACACAACAAUGCCGAACAAUCGUUGAUGCAAAUGCAAUUACUAUCCUCACUUCCGCAUCAUACCAUGCAAUCCAUGCAACUGCACUACGGACACGCCCAACAUUAUCAUCACCAACAACAUCUACAACAUCAUCAACAACAACACUCGUCAUCGCAUCCCCAUCACCAAUUGUCGUCACAUUGUAAAUCUUUACUGCCCGCAGAUGCACAUCGCUUUCCCGCUAGCCCACUGGACUUUCAACAGGCUCUGAUGUCCGUCGGUCCGCCUAGCUUGAGCGUCGAUCCUGCUGCCGCUGCGAAUCAGAAGCACUUCUGUCAUGUUUGUCGUCGUAACUUCAGUUCGAGCUCAGCGCUGCAAAUCCAUAUGCGUACCCAUACAGGGGAUAAGCCUUUCCAAUGUAAUGUGUGUCAAAAGGCAUUCACCACCAAAGGGAAUUUGAAGGUUCACAUGGGUACGCAUAUGUGGACGAAUCCCACAUCGCGACGUGGUAGACGCAUGUCACUUGAGUUACCACUACAUCGGCCGGGCAGUAUGCCACCGGAGACGGAUUUUAUGCAACGACGUCCACAGAUAUUUUUUCCAUAUUUGCCGCCAUUUUUCAAUGGACUACCGCCAAAGCCCAGUGACCUGAGCCCUGGCGCCUUUCCCAACCUUACGCCGCCACAUUUUCCAAAUGGCUCGAAUGCUGGUAAAUAUCCACCUGGACUGCUAGGAUUGCCACCAUUUCUGGCACCGCCUUAUAACUUUGCCGGCAUGACGCCACAGCCACACGGCGAGCAUGCGCAAGCAGAUAGUAAAUCACCAACACCAACAAGAGAAGACAGUAAACGCGGAGAGAGCCCAACGCGUGGCACGGCGCUAGAAGUUACGGCGCCUUGGCAUAUGCUAGGAAAAAUUAAAACGGAGAACAAUCAAAAUGAAGAACGGCGGUCAAUAACGCCGCCGACGAUGAGUAGUCACAUGGUGGAUGAGACGCGUGGCGACGCGCAGCGUGCGUAGCAUGCGUAAUAGAGCUACGCAUGCGAUAUAAAAGAUUUCGGGCGAACUAAAAAUAAUUGUGAAUUUGAAAUUAGUUUUUUAGCGGAUAGUGAAACUGAAAACAUGGUUUUUGUGGAGUACAUAUCGUAAAAUGGUAAAAAUGCUUAAAAAAAUUAUUGCUAAACUAUGAAAUAACGUAAAUAUUAUAUUAUUAAAUGAUAUUAAAUGGAAGUAGUAGACUUAGGUCUAAAAUAAAAUAUAAGUAUGUAAGCAGAAAGAGAAAUUAUGUAGGCAAAAUGCGUAAAAUAAGAAGCGUAGAAUAGAAUUCAAAGCAAGCGAAGUAGAGUUAGGUUCCAAAAAAAAAAAAAAAAAUAAUAAUUAGUAUGGGACGCAUGUAUGCAUUUAAGUGGCACUAAAUUAGUGUAUAGUUAGAAAGUAAUAGCUGUAUAAAUAGCAUUAGAAAGAAAACUAGUUAUACAUAAAUACUUACUAAAUAUGUAUCUAGUAUAUUCAUGAGAACGUUUAAUUUAUUUAGUCUAGAAAAAAGUGGCAAUUAACGGCAACGAUUGUGGCUAAGCAAAAUUUUACGCUAGGUACAUACAUGUAUGUAUAUUGUGCAUACAUGUGUAUGUAUGUAAGUGCACGUGUGCAA
Rhagoletis pomonella (apple maggot) is the source of this 2155-nucleotide messenger RNA. RefSeq names its product zinc finger protein 536-like. NCBI's taxonomy places the organism in Eukaryota, Metazoa, Arthropoda, Insecta, Diptera, Tephritidae. Gene Ontology annotation, molecular function: DNA-binding transcription factor activity, RNA polymerase II-specific; RNA polymerase II cis-regulatory region sequence-specific DNA binding. Gene Ontology annotation, cellular component: nucleus. Bases 1 to 1524 code for a protein of 507 amino acids. The record is from RefSeq and is a predicted model, not a curated record. Gene Ontology annotation, biological process: regulation of transcription by RNA polymerase II. The transcript is spliced from 5 exons.